UUUGUUGACAGCGGAGGCCGCGGCGGGGGGAGCGGGGCCCGAGGAGGCCGCCGAGCCCCUGGCCCGCCCCGGGGAGCGGCGCCGGGACCAGCCGGGACUCCCGCCGCCCCCCAUCCGCCGCGCCGGGCGGGGGCCUGGCGCCAGGUGUCCUGAUGUCCCUGUAAAUUCAUCCUGGAACUUCAUUUGAGGAAAGGAUCUACUGAAUCAAAAGCUUCCUUCUGGCUCUUCCCCUUCCCAUAACUUCCCUCAAGAUGGCAUCCGACAGCCCCGAGUCGCUGAUGACGUUGUGCACAGAUUACUGCCUUCGCAACUUGGAGGGGACUCUCUGCUACCUCCUGGACAACGAGACUCUCCGGCUCCAUCCCGACAUCUUCUUGCCAAGCGAGAUUUGCGACAAACUCGUCAAUGAGUACGUGGAGUUGGUGAAGACGGACAGCAUCUUUGAACCCCAUGAAAGCUUCUUCACCCUGUUCUCAGAUCCCCGGAGCACCAGGCUGGCCCGGAUCCACUUGCGGGAGCAGAUUGUGCAGGACCAGGACCUGGAAGCCAUCAGGAAGCAGGAUCUUGUUGAGCUCUACUUGACUAACUGUGAGAAGCUGACAGCCAAGAGUCUGCAAACCUUGGUGAGCUUCAGCCACACACUUAUCUCCCUCAGCCUCUUUGGCUGCUGCAAUAUCUUCUACGAGGAGGAGAACCCUGGAGGCUGUGAAGAUGACUGUUUGGUGAACCCCACUCGCCAGGUCUUGGUCAAGGACUUUACUUUUGAAGGCUUUAGCCGCUUGCGCUUCCUGAACCUGGGCCGCUUGAUCGAAGGGGUAAAUGUGGAGACGUUGCUUCGGCCUUUGGCCUCCCUCGCAGCUCUCGAUCUCUCUGGGAUCCAGCUGAACGAUGUGGGGUUUCUGACCCAGUGGAAGGACAGUCUGGUUUCCUUAGUGCUUUACAACAUGGACCUUUCAGAGGAGCACAUCCAAGUGAUCGCUCAGCUUCGCAAGCUCAGGCACUUGGAUAUCUCCCGAGACCAUCUGUCCAGUUAUUACAAAUUCAAGCUGACCCGGCGGGUUCUAAACCUGUUUGUGGAAAACUUGGUAAACCUCACUUCGCUCGAUAUCUCAGGGCACACCAUGCUGGAAAACUGCACUAUCCCAAGCAUGGAGGAGAAGAUGGGCCAGACGAGCAUUGAGCCAGCAAAGAGCAGCAUCGCUCCCUUCCGGGGUCUGAAACGACCACUCCAGUUCUUGGGCCUUUUUGAAACAUCUCUCUGCCGCCUGACGCAUAUUCCAGCCUACAAGGUGAGCGGAGACAAGAACGAAGAGCAAGUCCUGAAUGCUAUUGAGGCUUACACUGAACACCGGCCAGAAAUCACUUCCCGGGCCAUCAACCUCCUCUUUGACAUUGCCCGUAUCGAACGCUGCAGCCAGCUGCUGCGAGCCCUCCAGCUGGUGAUCACAGCCCUCAAGUGCCACAAGGAUGACAAAAACAUUCAGGUGACAGGGAGCGCGGCGCUGUUCUACCUGACCAACUCCGAGUACCGCAUGGAGCAGAGCGUGAAACUGCGGCGCCAGGUCAUCCAGGUGGUGCUGAACGGCAUGGAGUCCUACCAGGAGGUCACAGUACAGCGAAACUGCUGCCUGACACUGUGUAACUUCAGCAUUCCUGAGGAGCUGGAGUUCCAGUACCGCCGAGUCAACGAGCUGCUGCUGAACAUCCUCAACCAGAGCCGGCAGGAUGAGUCCAUCCAGCGCAUUGCUGUGCACCUCUGUAACGCUCUGGUCUGCCAGGUGGACAACGAUCAUAAAGAAGCUGUGGGCAAGAUGGGGUUUGUCAUGACAAUGCUGAAGUUGAUUCAGAAGAAGUUGGCUGAUAAAACGUGUGAUCAGGUGAUGGAGUUCUCCUGGAGUGCCCUCUGGAACAUCACUGAUGAGACCCCUGAUAACUGCGAGAUGUUUCUUAACUACAGUGGCAUGAAACUCUUCUUGGAGUGCUUGAAAGAGUUCCCAGAGAAACAGGAGCUGCAUCGCAACAUGCUGGGCCUCCUGGGCAAUGUAGCAGAGGUGAAGGAGCUCCGCCCGCAGCUCAUGACCUCCCAGUUCAUUAGUGUGUUCAGCAAUCUGCUGGAGAGCAAAGCAGAUGGGAUUGAGGUAUCCUACAAUGCCUGUGGUGUGCUCUCCCAUAUCAUGUUCGAUGGUCCAGAGGCUUGGGGUAUAUGUGAGCCCCACCGAGAGGAAGUUGUAAAGAGGAUGUGGGCAGCCAUCCAGAGCUGGGAUAUCAACUCCAGGAGAAAUAUCAACUACAGGUCGUUUGAACCAAUCCUUCGACUUCUUCCACAAGGGAUCUCCCCAGUCAGCCAGCACUGGGCCACCUGGGCACUCUAUAACCUGGUCUCUGUCUACCCUGACAAGUACUGCCCACUGCUGAUCAAAGAAGGUGGGAUCCCCCUUCUGAAGGACAUGAUCAAAAUGGCCUCAGCACGGCAAGAGACCAAGGAAAUGGCCCGGAAAGUUAUAGAGCACUGCAGUAACUUUAAGGAGGAGAACAUGGACACUUCCAGAUAGAGGCCUCAUCUAAAGCCUCUUGCCAGCACUGUAUCCAGCUUCUCUCUGAUUCACUGUAUAUAGGGAGGACUCUUUCUUACCAACUCGCCCGUUGGAAGGAAACUUUAUGUGUGUGUGUGAGACCCUCAGUAGAUGAAGGUGAACAGGGGAGGGGGGAGGGACUUUUUGCACAACAAAAUGCUUUCCUUAAAUUAGUGGACUUUUUUUGUUAUGAAGUUUCAGGUUGAAGUUCUGUGUGUAUGAUUUCUGUAUAAAAAGAAAACAAAAAACAAAGACAAGUACAUUAUGUAUCUUUUAACCUUUUUAUUUUAGACCACACAGAGAGCCUCAAAUGAUCAUGAGCUUGAAGACCUAGUUGUGUGAUCGCUAGUGUGACGUUUUUAUUUCCCACUUUUUAGAAAAUUCCCUUUUGCUGUAUUGCAUGAGGUCCUGUCAUGUCUGCAAGAACACCAGCCCUGAAUCGGUAUUGGCUGCUCAAUGGGGUUACAGGCAGCACCAAGUUAUGUAUUUGGUUAGAGAGGUUGGGGGACACAAUACCAGAGAAUUAGACCAAAAGAAAUGACCUUUUUAGUGAUAUUUGUAAAUGGAGGAAACGGGAAAAAAAGAUCUUUCAAGUCAAUUCACUCCCUUAAGGAUUUUUUUUAUAGAAGACUCACAUUAAUGGAAGCAUUGCUUACUGUAUGUGGGUUGUUCAGAAGUAAAACAUUCCCAUUAAAGUCAAGAGGUCUGUUUUGUCCCCUUUGGCAGCACAGUAGGACCUGCCAGCCCACCCAGCUUCGUAAGGUCAGGGAUGACCAGUAAAUCCAGUUACACAUCCUUGCUAACGCAGAGCUUGUCUUUCUAAGGGAGUCUGUGCAACAAGGAACAAGGUGUGUUCACAAAGGGCUACACAUCUUCAUUCCAGUCCUUCACCACCUUUUUAAUUGUGUUCUAUUUACGGGGAAGGGCUAUAAAUACCAGAGAGCAUAUUUCCCUCUUCAUAAUAAGCUCUACUGGGCCCCAGUCCAGAGUGGCUUCUACCAUUUGUGCAAAUCCCAGUAAUGGCCUGGAGCUGCUCUGCUCUUUUUCAGUCUGCAUCAAUGCAAAGAUGCAAGACCAGGUUGGGUGGGGAUUUGAGCAACCUGGUCUAGUGGGAGGUGUCCCUGCCCAUGGCAGGGGGUUGGAACUCAAUGAUCUUUAAAGUCCCUUCCAACCUGAACCAUUCUAUGAUUUUAUGAAACCGUGCUCAGUGGCAAAGUAAUCUCCCUUUAGAGGAAGCUCACUGCAGCACAAAUGCUGCAACUGGGGGUGCUAAAGUCUGGGGAGUCUCCAGGCACCCUUUGGAGGGUGAUCCCAUAAAAUAGCACCUCUGGUUCCACCCCAACAUCUUCCCCCUCUUCUGGGAAGCAAAAUGUCCUGUUCUUACGUGACUCCCACUAGUACUUACCAGUGCAGUCCCGCUCGCGUCAGCAGCACUGAGAGUCCCACUGAGGUGGUCUUCACCUGUAACUCCAGACCUCUAAGGAGUCAAGAAGCGAAAGGCCAAGGUUUGCCCCAAACCAGGCACUCAACACCACGGCGUGCAGUCCAUCCUUAGAGCCCUCUGCUUGCCACGGUUCUUUCACAGUUCAUAAAUCUGCCCUUCGAAGGGAUUUAGAAAAGAUUUUGUGUCUGGCAGCAGUAAGAGGAGACCAUGGCCAUGGGAGCUGGGACGUUUCAGGCCUCUGAGCACAGUAACCCUCGCUGCUCUCUUCCCUCUAUACGUUGCUCUCAGAUUUGACUCGCUGCUAUGAGGUUCUUCUAAUGCUCAGAGCUAAUGUUGUCGUUGCUGAGCACAUUGUAGACAGAUCCUAGAUACACAAACUGACACUUUAAACGACAGAACACAGCUGCCCUGCAGAGGUUUACUUCUGCCAAUAUGGUGUUACUCGAUGUCUUUUUUUUUUUCUUUUUAACCAUACGUCAUUUGUUUUGAUAUUGUGAGAUCUGUACUUUUUUUCUUUAAGUAUUUUUCAACCUUAUAUAUAUUUUUGUGUCACUUUUGAAUUGUUUUCAUACAGUUUGCAAAACUUGAUGAAUUAUACUUUUUUUUUGCAGUCAUUUGAUUGAAAUGUAUUUUUCUCUCUCUUAUUUCUGUUCCCCAAGAAUUUGUGUCCCUAUGAGCUUUGAGACGGGGAAAGCUUAUUUCAUGAUCUGUUUUCUGUAUAACACAUACUAAUCUUCCCUCUAGAUGCAAAACCUAAGAGAGGCUGCAAAAACUGCCUCGGAGCGUUAGGGGAGUCAGGCUUUGCUCAUUUAAUUCUCCCUUUAGUGCUGCUGUCCUUUUGAAGUUGUUUGGCGUGACAGUGCCACCCACUAGGCUUUCAUCCUUUGUAAUGCCCAUACAGUGAAAGCUCCUACCACUAACAUCUUCAAUCAAAGAGCACUCAAACUUCUGACCGUGUUGGGAAGGUGGGAGCGGAGCAGAAGGGGACAUGUCACAGAUGUGAGAGGUAUCAGAAACCCAUGUUGGAGACCUCUGGAGCUCAGGAGCCCCCGUCUCAGCUAGAGCAGAACCUCAGCCUCGCACUGUCAUCAGAGCCAAACAAUCAGGCUUUACGCUGAGAUUUUGGCACAACUACAUCAAGGUUAAUGGACAACCGAUGGCUUGUUUCUAUCUGCCUCAAGACGCCAAAAUUUUGGGGUUUUCAAACCAGUGCCCCUAUAAAUUCAGCUGUUACUGAGGCCUCCCCUGCUGCAAGCUGGACCAUGGUAUCCUGAACAGCCAAGAUCCAAACCUUUGUUCCACACUGUUAAGAUGAGCUCUGGCCUCACUGCUCACGUACCCUCAUCGAGCUGUGCCUGAACCUGAACCAGAGCAAAAAGAUUUCAAAUUCCCAGCAACAUGUAGAUUACUGGAGUCAGGCCAGCAGCCAGAAAAGCUUAGCUUUCUGAAAUCUGUACCAAUCCCAGGGGGAAGGGGAAACUAACUGCUCUGUUACUGCUGGCUACACAGAAGAUCUUGAGUCAGGCCACCAGAAAGGUAAAUUCCUGAGACAGCAUUUUAAAACAAAGAGCAUCCCUGCCAGAGUAACAUGAGCUUCAGCUACAAGCUUCAAUAUCUUCAAGCCAACAAACUUUGGGAGCUAAAAUAAUAACAUUUCUCUUUCAGUAGGGAGCAAGAGAGAGGAAAGGUGUCCUCCAAGCACCUGAGCGUAAUCCAGGAAUUCCUGUAAUGGGGAGUUUGAAGCUAGUUUGUACCUCAGUUUCCCUAACUGAAACAGCAGGUGGUGUUGCACCCUAGCCAUAAUGCAUGUACCAUGACCCAAAAGCACUUUUUGGAGGCAAAGAGGAGUUAACGAAUCGCUGCUGUAGAUCCAACACUCGGGACAGAAUAGGAUAGUUGUCUGCAGCCACCAGACCAACGUUCUGCAAAGGAGGGGAGGGCAAAGUGGCUGAUUUGUUGUGAAGGUCUAAUGGAAAAGGAGAAGUUGGAUAUCCUGAAAUGCUUGACUGUUACAGAGAAGCCUCUCAGGCCUUCCAGCUUUGCUGGAGCAAAGGAAUGAACCAGGAGACCUCAACUCCACACAGAAUUGUAGAGCUAACAACCAACCCUGCCCAGAAAAUUAGAACAGGGUUCUAUCUGCCAAAUGAAAACCCACCUGGAGAGAAGUUCAUAAUGUGUAAAGAUACGGCAGAGGAGCUCCUAGUGCUCUGUAGCUGUUGUCCCACUCAGAUUCUUAUUUGUAUUUUCACUACUACAUUUCCUUUACUAUUCAGAAGCUUGGCAAGCAGAGCACAAACACAACUCGGUAGCUCUCUGCAGAGACUGGGCCACCAGAGGAACCCUUUACCUUGACUAGAUGUAGUUUCCUUCCCAGCUGAAGGAUGCCUCGUGGUUCAGUGGCCUAAGUCAAUGACCAGCAGACCUCAGCAUGCAGGCUACCAGGUGUCUGCCGUUGUCUCUGCAAUAGAUAAGAGCAAAUUGGUGGGCAACUUCCCACAAGUGCUUCCAUUUUACAAGAUCUGUGGGAGGAAUUGCAUAUAAUGAUUGGCACCUGCUUGUAUGAUGUUUAACACCCAGCAGCACCAGGCUUUCUCGUCUAGACCAAGCCAAGAAAGUUUAGCACUGAUAUUUGUGGCAAUUAGUAACGCUGCAGAUAAUUCAUCUGCCCCAUCUGCGUGAUGGCUGCGAUUAUCCUGCACCUACGUACUGGCUGAAAUGGUAUCUGUUCAGCACUGAAUCCUACCCGGCUCGUCAGCUUGGCUGGGCUUCUGCUGCAGUCACUCUGGUCUCUGCAAAAGAUGAGUGGGAAGAAAAGUCUUGGAGCUGUGAGCCUAUUUCCCUCUCAUCACUUGAAGGCAGCAAUUAAUUACCGGUAGUUCAAGAGCUACAGGGGCAAUGCAUUCAGGUGCUACUCCAUAGAAAAUACAUUUUCUUGAAACCGUUUAAGGAGGAGCCUGCAACAGCUCAGGUGUUGGGGGGUAGCUUGUGCUGGAAAAAGAAGAAAAAAAAAGAGAAUUAAAAGUAGGGAAACAGCUGGUCUCCAUGACAACCAUGUGUAUGAAGCACAGAGGGUAAUGGUCAUCAGGAAUGGAUGAAAAGCAACGUGGGGGCUCAAUGAGAAGACAGCACUUAAAAAGAAAAGGAAUUAGGGAGACUUCCUGCUGAACUGAAGCACUUCUGCUUUAGCAGACGAUAUUUUGAUUUCAUAUAGUUGUCACUGAUCCUCUCUGUAAUUCUUUUCUUGUUUUAAAAAAAGUUUUUAAGCUAACUAAAUAUGUAUUUCCUUGUUUUGCUUAAAGAAAAUAACCUCAGUUAUAAUGAGCAAGCGUCUGCUUUUACUCUGUCCAUUGACCUGCCUGAUGUUGAGAGGCCUGGUUCAAAUGUUUGUACAUGGUGAAACCAAGCAAAAAAAUAAUAAUGCACAACUGUUGCUUCCUUACAAUUCUGAAUGAAUUAACUUUUCUGUUGUAUCCAUUGGAUACCCGCUGUGUAUUAAACCUAGUGCUUAACAAUGUCUUCUUC
Molecule: messenger RNA, 7539 nt
Organism: Calidris pugnax (ruff)
Lineage: Eukaryota; Metazoa; Chordata; Aves; Charadriiformes; Scolopacidae
Gene: ZER1
Product: zyg-11 related, cell cycle regulator
Exons: 16
Coding region: 252-2552 (766 amino acids)
Cellular component (GO): Cul2-RING ubiquitin ligase complex
Molecular function (GO): protein binding
Source: RefSeq, a predicted model, not a curated record